Molecule: messenger RNA, 1008 nt
Organism: Triticum turgidum subsp. durum (durum wheat)
Lineage: Eukaryota; Viridiplantae; Streptophyta; Magnoliopsida; Poales; Poaceae
Source: the annotation of a GenBank genome assembly
AUGGCUCUCGUCCGGCAGCGCCGCCAGCUACCCCACCUCACCCUCCCGCUCGACCACUUCGCCCUGCGCACCCCGCCGCCGCCGCCGCCCCCCGCCGUCGCGCCGUGCGCCCCCGCCGAGGGCCUCGCCCGCCUCUCCGACUACGAGCGGAUCUCCCAGCUCGGCCAGGGCAACGGCGGCACCGUCUUCAAGGCGCGCCACCGCCGCACCGCGCAGCACUUCGCGCUCAAGCUCUUCGCCGCCGGGGACGGGGACCCCUCCGCGGCCCGCGAGGCCGAGAUCCUCAUGCUCGCCUCGGGCGCGCCGCACGUGGUGCGCCUCCACGCCGUCAUCCCGUCGCCCGCCGCGGAGCAGCCGGCCGCGCUGGCGCUGGAGCUCGUGUCGGGGGGCUCCCUCGCGGGCCUCCUCCGCGCGCUGGGCCGGCCCAUGGGGGAGCGCCCCAUCGCCGCCGUGGCGCGGCAGGCGCUGCUGGGGCUGGCGGCCCUGCACGCGCUCCGCGUCGUGCACCGCGACCUCAAGCCGGCCAACCUGCUGGUCGGCGCGGGCGGCGAGGUGAAGAUCGCCGACUUCGGCGCCGGCAAGGUGCUGCGGCGGCGGCUCGACCCCUGCGCGUCCUACGUCGGCACGGCCGCCUACAUGUCCCCGGAGCGGUUCGACCCGGAGGCCUACUCCGGGGACUACGACCCGUACGCGGCGGACGUGUGGAGCCUCGGGAUGGCGAUCCUGGAGCUGUACCUGGGCCACUUCCCGCUCCUCCCGGCGGGGCAGCGCCCGGACUGGGCCGCGCUCAUGUGCGCCAUCUGCUUCGGCGAGGCGCCCGAGGCCCCCGCCGCGGCGUCGGACGAGUUCCGCGACUUCGUGGCCCGCUGCCUGGAGAAGAAGGCCGGGCGGCGCGCGUCCGUGGCGGAGCUGCUCCAGCACCCGUUCAUCGCGGAGCGCGACGCGGAGGAGGCGCAGCGCUGCCUCGCCGCGCUCGUGGCGGAGGCGGCGGAGCUGGGCGACCAGUAG